Molecule: messenger RNA, 285 nt
Organism: Histoplasma mississippiense
Lineage: Eukaryota; Fungi; Ascomycota; Eurotiomycetes; Onygenales; Ajellomycetaceae
Exons: 7
Coding region: 1-285 (94 amino acids)
Biological process (GO): cilium assembly; microtubule-based process
Cellular component (GO): cytoplasmic dynein complex
Molecular function (GO): dynein light intermediate chain binding; dynein intermediate chain binding
Source: RefSeq, a predicted model, not a curated record
AUGGCUACUGAAAAGCGUGAGAAGCUGGAAGCCCAGAUUAAAUCUGCUGAUAUGAGCGAAGACAUGCAACAAGAGGCAAUUGAAGUCGCAACGGAGGCCAUGGAUAAAUACCAUAUCGAAAAGGAUAUUGCGCAAUACAUAAAGAAAGAGUUCGACCUGCGCAAAGGCGCAACCUGGCAUUGCAUUGUAGGGCGCAAUUUUGGCAGCUUCGUGACACACGAAACCAAGCAUUUUAUAUAUUUUUACGUGGGCCACUGCGCCAUUCUGCUCUUCAAAACUCAAUAA